Messenger RNA from Achroia grisella, 9893 nucleotides. RefSeq lists its product as uncharacterized. Lineage: Eukaryota; Metazoa; Arthropoda; Insecta; Lepidoptera; Pyralidae. The record is from RefSeq and is a predicted model, not a curated record. The transcript has 12 exons. Gene Ontology annotation, molecular function: chromatin binding. The coding region runs from base 386 to 6223 and encodes 1945 amino acids.
UACAAUACCUACGCGUAUUUUUGUCGAAAUCGUCGUGUUCGUGACUUGGACGCGGGUGAUAUUGCGAAAUAAUUACGUGUUUCUGUGUUCAUUUAUGCUGUUUGUGUUAUCAUUUGUGUAUUAUAGUGAUUUGUGGUGAUAAACGUGAAAGAACUUUGCGGUAACGAUGUCUAGCAGUUGACAUGUUUAUCUGUGUCGUGUGUGAAGAUUUUCCCUUCGCGUGAGGAGGUCCGGUGCGCUAGUGUGCGCGCUGGCAUUGUGUGCGUGUCUCGGACGUGGGAUACUAGAGGAUCCAAUGAUGGAUUGCAUUUCCAUGGAUGUAUAGAAUGUGAAAACAAGCUUCGAUCCAUCAAUGUGGACAACAUUGAUCUGACCUCAGCAGACAAUGCGGUCACAAGCUACAAAACCUUUACCUAAGAAAGGGACCCUGAGUAAAGCGACUUUUAAGGCGAACUCCAGCCCAAGACAGGCAAAAAACAAGUCCGUAUGUCAGAAAAAAGUGAAGAAUCUUUUAAACAAAUCUUUAGCCAAAAGUCCUAAAAAGAACUCUUCUAAAGAUGAUGCCAAAAACGAUGGUGAUCUUUCAGUUGGCGAAAAAAAUGAAGCAUCGUCAUCAAACUGUAAAGCAGGACCAUCUAAGUCCAAUAACACUCAAAGUGACUCGUCAUCAAAAAAACAUAGGAAAGAACCCAAAAAGAAGGAAGAGUCGAUUAAAAACAAUCAAGAAAAUAAUGGCAAGAAAGUAGUAGCUAAAAAGUUUCUAAAAGUUUCAAAAAAAGUUAAAAAGAUAAAACCCAAUGACAAGGCCAGUGAAACAGAUAAUGAUGUAAAGUACAAAAUUAAUAUAGAAGUCAUUAAAAAGAACACAUCUAAAUAUUCUAAAGCUAAAACUAUAAUUAAAAAAAGACAUGUGACCCCGAAAAAAAAGAAUAUAUGCCAAGUAAAACAGGAAAAUUCAGCAAAAGAAGAAAGUAAGGAAGAAAACGAUGUAAUUAAAGAUGUCGAUAAAAAAGAUGAAAAGGAAACAUCAAGUGAUAAAGAUAUACUAUCGGAUAUUAAACAUGAAAAAGUAAUUGAAACUAAAUUUGAAGGAAAAGUUGAAAUUAAAGAUACAUCGUUAAGUAAAAUUACUACCAACGUACCUUCCCCAAAUCUUCCAGAAACUCCAAAAACAGAAAUUGAGAGACCCCCAAAAUUCUUUACUUCCACCAGAUCUCCUAGAACAGUGGACAUAGAUGUCAAGUGUUUCAAGAACUCAAAGGGGAAUUUAAGUAUGUCUGAAAGGUUCAUAUCUAUGAAGUAUGAAACCAAGUCGGAAGAUAACAAUAAAGAUAAGUUUAUUAGUAACACUCUUAUAUCACAAGGUCCAGAUAUUGAUGUUUACACAUUUACCGAAAAAGUUGACUCACCAAAAAGUAUAUUAUCUGAUUUUCGGAGUCCUAUUAACAAGAACGUAGGCAGAGUUAGACCUAUAGCUAGAGUCAAAGGUACUAUUAUAGACAAAAAAACUGAUAUAGAAAAGAAAAAAUAUUCACCACACAGACCUAUUGAAGAAGUAGUAAAGCAAUUAAAAGCGAACAAACGAUCAGAGGAAUGUAACACAAAUUCAAAUCAAACCAUUACUACUAAUGAUAAUGCUAAUAUAAUUAGCAAUGAUAAAGACCUGGAAGAUAAACCAAAACCAAUAGUAAGUAAAUCUUAUAAAAUGGUGGCUAGAAAAUCUAGUAUAACUGGAAAGCCAUUCAGCCCAACUAAAUUCUUGGAACAAGAAUCAUCGCCAAAUAAAAAUGAUAAGAUACAUGAUAAACCCGUUAAAACUACUAAUUUGAAAAAAUCACCAGUAAAAUCUAAAAAGCAAAAGAAAAUAGUUUUGUCAGAUGGUGAAAUUGAUUCGUCUAAAUUUGCUCUAAAUACAAAAACAUUCCAAUAUACUUCUUCAGAUGAAAGUAUUGGUGAAUCUAACGAUGAUAAUGACGCUAAAGAAUCCUGCGAUUCUGAUACACCUAAACCCAAGAAAACAAAAAGUAAAAAAUAUAAAAAAGUGACAGAUAUUGGUAAAAAAACAUCGAAGGAAUUAAAAGAACUGUCAAAAGAUUCUCAUUGUGAUCUUAAAGAGCAAUCGAUUCUUUUGUGUGAAAAACCCAGUAAGAGACGACUGAAACUCUUAUCUAUGUGGACUGGACCAAAAAAACAUAGAAUGGCAUCACUUAAUGCUAUUGCAAAAGUACAUUGUUUGUAUGAAAAUGAGAGCCGCACUCAUAUGGAGUUAGGUUUAAUGAGAACUGUCGACAGACAAAUAAUGCCUAGUACUUCUAAGCCAACAGUGAUGAAAAAGAAAGACAUAAAAUCAAAAGAUACUGAAAAACGUGACAGUACAUCUGAGUCUGAAUAUGAAAAUAGGACUGAGAAAAAGGAUGAAAGCUCCGAAAGUUCCGACGAUAACCCUCCUCAGCGAAGUCUACGAGGAGUACCGGGCAUUAGAAGUGCUGGUAAAUAUUGGGAUCCAAAAUCAUCCACGUCUUCAAGUGAAGACAGUGAACUAGAAAUUAAAAAGAAACCUACCAGUCCUGACAAAAAAAAAAUAUCUAUUAAAUCAUCAACAAAAUCAGAUAUUGAGAAACCUCCGGUUAAAAUGAAAAAGACGGUUGGUGUACCAGUGAAGAAAAAGCGCAAUCGAAAUGAGGUAGUAAUGGACUUAAAGGAUAUGGUUGUACAAAAACGCAUGGCUAGUCUUAAUGCAACUGCUAUUCUUGCUGCCAGUUAUGAAAAGCGAUCUCCCAAAUCUAGCAAAGACGAUUCUACUUCCGACUCGUGCAGUGACGAAUCUUUUUCUCAGAAGCCAAAAAACGGGGCAACUUCCGGCGUUAAGUCGGAAGCAAAAAUAGAAGAACUAAAAAAGGAAACCGAAGACUCAUCGAAUACCGAUAGGAAACAAAAAGUAGAGGUUAUUGUAAAUCAAGAUACUGAUGUUACCAUAACUGGAGUGUAUUCAACACAUCACGAAGGUUUUUGCACAGCAAUGCAGUAUCGCAUCUCCUCAACUAGCCAUACUCAGACAACGGCUACAGCAAACUGUGAAAAGGAGGGAUGUUCCCGAGACGACAAUUCCCGCUACACGCCGCUAUCGGCGCUGUCAUCGAUGCAACCUCCAGCAGAACACAGUCAUUCUCAUCCUCAUCCAGUGUCCGAACUGAGGCGUACUGCAGGCUGUUCCAGCGCCUUCUCUGCUCCAUCGCCGUCGGCACACCAUGAACCAGGAUAUUACCAGCCAGCGGGUCCGCUGAUCAAAGAGAGCGGUGCAGAAGCAGAACGCGCGCUGGCGCGGUAUCAUCCCCCACCACAUUAUCAUGCUCCGCAUCCCCCCGUACUACAACAGUACGGUCCGCCGUACUACCCCGCGGAGCUAUGCUACAGCCGGUAUUACAGACCACCCGGCCCAUACCACAUACCACCUCCACAGCCAGACGCCCAGAUGGUAGGCGUUGGCAAUGAGCCGUAUCCUCCAGCACAGUAUUAUGGGACACCACCGUGUUAUCAGCACUCACCGCAGAGAAUACCAUAUGUGGAAUACCGUCAAUGUCCCUGCCCACUAAACACGUGUCCAAAAAACGUCCUUAUUGGGCCCGCUACUGGUAAAGCCCCUACCGGUGGCGGCCCCGCGGACGUACCCUCCGCGCUCGCGCCGCCCGGGGGCGCCUUCAGAGCGAAGGUGCGGGCGUGCGCCCUCGACGCCGGCGCAGUGCCUGACACACUCGCACACGGCAGUGGCAAGGAUCCACCAUUAGAAGCCGAGCCGCCUGCAGCUGCCGACGCACCACGUCCGUGUCCACUACCAGCAAUGGGCGGCGCGUCGCCAAAACGCGAAAUAUUUGAUGCGCAUGACAAACUCCGCCGCGCCGGGGACAUGCCUGCGCUGGGCCCGCCCUCGCCUGCACGGGGCUCCGCCGGCGUCUGUGCCCCACAACCACCCCCUGUGGCUCCUCGGCGUGCGCGAUUAGGCAAAGAAAUGGCCCGCCGGUCACUCGCCGGCGAUGACACUGGCCUUCUCCUCUCCGCUCCGCUCGCGCCCAGCGCACACCAUAGCGACGCUGAUGACGAUGUCCUCGCCAUCUCACCGCCAGUAUGUGCUCCUAUUGAUCUCUCCUCGUCAGAUGAGAGAUCCACGCCACUCGUAGACGUGAAGAAAGAAAAUGAGGGUCCGACAAACACGCCACCCAGAAAACCUGACGCGCAGGCACUGAGGGAACACAACUGCACCACAAAUUCUGAUACAAUCGAUACUAACGAUGCAGCGAAAGCGGUGAAGCGCAGACAUUCAAAGCCGAAGCUAGAAAUCGAUAUGAAAGACACGCAGCUCGAAGACGGUUGUAAAACUAAUGGUAUCGGCGAACACGUGAAGUUACAGAAGCGCAGGAAAGUGUCAGGGGAACAAACUGAAAUUCGGCCGGAGACAGUGACGAAAGAACCAAGAAAAAGAGCAUCACCAAUUAAAAGGUUAUCCAAAUCUGUUGAAAAGAAAACACUAAAAAGAAAAUUAGAUAGUGCUCCAAGUGAAUCUCGCUCAAAGAAAGCCCAUGUAGAAUCUAUAAAUGAAGAUCCACGCCUAAAAAAUGUAGCAGCAAUAGCUGAAGAAUCAAUACUUAUAAAACCCAAAACUAAAAGUGCACUUCUUUUAGACAAGCUCUUGAGGAAAAACAGCAUUGAUAGGGCCGAUGCAAAGGGAUACGGUUCCGAUACGGAGUUAAAUCCAGCGGAAUUAUUUCUGUCGCCCAACGAAAAUAUUGCGCAGAAUUGUGCGAAGAAAACGUUAAACAUAAAUAACAACGUCGUUGAUAACAAUAAUGCAAUCAACAGUGUUCGGCCUAAUGCAAUAGCUGCCGUAAGCCAAUUACCAGGGAAGAAAUUACCCUACAAGAACAGCUGUAAACUUGAUAAAGUAGAUUCCAAGAUCACGCAUAAUUUAAAAUCAGUAUUAAAAACGCCUACCGUGAAAUCGCCUCUUAAAGAGGAACGGAGUAUGACAGUAAAAGAGAAGCAAUCAGAUAAAGUUUGCGUUCAGGCUCUUACAGAUAAGAACGAUGCGUUAAAUGUUGAAACUUCAUCUAAUAAAAACGGUGAUCCUAAAUCUGCGACAGACAAAUGUUCAAAAAUAACAAAACUUUCAAAAUCAUCUAAAAUAAAGGAGACCAUCACGAAAGCUACCGAAGUAGAGGAGCUCGGACGAGCUGUGAUACCAAUGGGGGUGGCAGAGAAACGGAGAAGCGACGCGACUCCUGCAGAGCGGUGCGGUGAACUCGCCGAAUGUACCUCGACGAAGCCGGAGCGGCCGGCGAAGCCUGAACGGCCGGCGAAGCGAUGCAAGCUAAGCGUGGAGCAAAAGGGAAAGAACGUAGAGAAGGUGGUCAAACUGCUGGUGUCGAAGAGGCCAGCAAUAAAGACAGACGACGCGGUGCUGGUGACAGAGGACGCGUGCUCAUCGCCGAUGCCGGGAAGCGUGGGACGUAGGCGGCGGCGGCGGCCCAGCUCGGCGGCGCGCGCCAACCGCCGCCCGGCCGGACACCCCGCGCGCAUUCCGCGCCGCCCCAUGCCGCCCCUCGCACCGCCCGCGCUCGAGCCCCGCACCACACCGCGCUGGAGCAACGGCUGGAGCUUUGACGGAGAACACUAUAUUUCCAAAGUCUACCUCAACAAUGACUCGCGGCUGGACCGCGCGGCGCGGUGCUGGUCGCGCAUGUCGCACGCGAGUGGCGACCGCGUAUCGCGCGGCGACUGCGUGUUGUUGCGGGCGUCUGUCGCGCGCGCUCAGCCCUUCGUCGCACGCGUCGCUAGCCUCUGGGAGAACCCCGACGACGGCGAGAUGAUGGUGUCCCUGGUGUGGUAUUACCGGCCCGAGCACACUGAACACGGAAGGCAGCCGGCCGACGCGCCCGACGAGGUGUUCGCAUCCCGCCACCGUGACGCCAACUCCGUCGCCUGCAUCGAGGACAAGUGCUACGUGCUCAGAUACAACGAGUAUUGUCGGUACAGGAAAAGGCUAAAAGCAGCGGAAGAGGGCAUCACGUUGCCGCCAUCUAUUGUGCCACCGAUGCCAGCCAGCGAGGUCAGCCCUGCGCUUGCGCCCAAUGACUCCAAGUUACCACUCUCCGUCUCCUCGGAACUUGUACUCUUCUGCCGCAAGGUCUACGACUUCCGCUCCAAGAAGAUAUACGUCCCCAACAAAUGAACCACGCGCAGCAAACGUGUGGUUACUAUCGCCGGAUCUCUACUGAUCUUUUUGGAGCCAGGUGUGCGCUCGGACCUCGGUGGGUGCGCAACUAUUGUAUAAGUAUUACGAAUCGGCUAAAAGGAGUGAACACCAAAGUUACGUUAUGAAGUUCAAUACUUAUUUGUCUACGGUACUGCGGUACUUCAUGAUACGUGGACAGAAAUGUUUGAUCGCGAGCUAACCGAGCGGCAUAUGGGAAUGUUUGAAUGGUGACUCGGUUAUUCCUAAUCGUAGUGUAUCUCCCCCAAACCUUUAAAUUAGUACAAAGAAAUACGUUCCCGGGUGCAAAACGUAGAAUGUGUGACCUGUGACAAUUUUAUGUGGAAACUAAGUAAAUCGUUGUGUUUAGUGAUCGCCGAUUGGUCCUAUUACGUUGCUUGUGUCGUGAUUUUAUAGUAGAUAUUCCUUUUUUAAGAUUUUACAGUGAUUUGCUGUUUAAUUUUUAUUUUAUGGACGAAUAUUUUUUACAAAGGAUGCCUUUUAUAAUGAUUAAGUAGUUGUAAGAAAAUCAUGAAUGGUAAUGAUACACAAUUAUGUAUAGCAAUAUACAUAUUUGUUUUUUUUCUAUGGGAUUAGCUACAUUCUAUCUCAUUUUUAGAGAAGCAAUGCGAAUGCGUGAGUUGAGAAUCAAUGUAAUGAACACCUGGUUACUUUUUGUAUGACAGGAAAUUUUAUUUAAACAUUAAGUUUCUGUUCGGCUACACGAGAAAAGGCAUUUAUAAUUACGAUUAUUUUUAAUUAAUUGUUACAUUGUUGUCAAAGGAGAGUCUAUAUUAAAUUAUUCUUUUAUAUUAUUAAAAGUAUUAAGAAUGUCAUCGGUCUGUAAUGUAGAAGUGGGCCUCAUGUGUAAUUAGUUUUAUUUCUAUACAAAAUAAUCAGGAUAAUUCUGUUAAUUGAUGUUAAUAUUUUAAUAACAUCACAAGGGUUUUCCUUAUACAUUAAUAGAAUAAUCAUUUGAAAGUCCCACUGAAAUGAAUAUGACCUCUGUCUACAAGUAAGGAUACUCUAUUAGUAGUACUUAUGCUUUCAGUCAAUGUAAUAACAACUGUAGACUUUUGAACGUUUUAUGAAUGAGAUAUUGUAUACGUAUAAUAUGAUGAAAAUGAAGUUGAACUAUAACCUGCCUUCGAAGGAAUUGAUUUAUUUUGGCCAUGUAUUACAAAAUUUUUAAAUUUUUUCAUAUGAUGUCGCAGUGGAUACAUUGGGAAGACUGAUUUUGCGAAGGUGGUGCAGUUUUAAGUUAAUUUUAUUAUUACACAGUCAAUUCCGAGACAACUAUGUUUGUUUAUCUACGUUCACAUAAUCAGUCGUCAACCAAUAUUUUACAUUAUUGAAAUAUAACAAGUGGGAACAUUGUAACAUAUUUUAAAUGUAAUAUUAGUGCAUAGAUGUAAACAAAAAAAACACGUCGGUGUUGGAUGAAAAGAGAUAUAUUGUAUGACUGUCAUAGUGAAAUCUCUUUAUCAUUAGAAACAUAAUUUUAAGUAGUGCAGAAAAAUUAAUAAAGAAUAUAUAUUUAACGUUAUAAUUCCCGCGUGGAAGAUUGUAAAGGGCAUUUAUACGUUUGCAACUUGUGUAUUUCUCUUUCUAUCCUUAUUGUUUCUUAUAAUGUAUCUUUGUAUUAUUGUUUGUCUGUCGGUUAAAAUGUUAAUAUUUUGUUGUACAUAGACUUCUUAAUUUAUUUAUAAGACUUGCUCUUUAUUAUGACUAGUGAGAUCUACAGAAACAUGUGUUAUAAAAUAACAUACAUGCUCAUUUUAAUAUCUAAAUAAUAACAAAAGGAAACAUCUUCGCCUCAUUACCUAAUUAACCCUCGUAAUCAAUUUAUGUUAAACAUCCAAGCGUUUGUAAAAAUUCGGAACUUGUGGAGGAGACUUGCCACUCGUAUGAACGUACUUUAACAAUUUCUAAGAAUACAAUACGAACAAUUCUCACCAGAUGAUAAUGAUGUUACUAGAUAGUCAACUCCAAUAAAUAUCCAAAACCGGAAUUCGUUAAACAUAUUUAUCACAGAACUACACGGUUUAAAGUAUCUGUUUUAACUUAACUCGCCUUUCUUCUAUGCAACUAAAAAUGUAGGGUCCGUAAAUCCAUUUACUUUAUAAAUUUUUCAAAUCUAUAAAUCUGUAACAUAUAAACAUUGAAAUUCAUUAUUAAAGAAUAGAUCAGAAGAAUUACUCCACAAGGGAUUCGAAUCUCGUAAAACUGGCGGAUGGAUUUGUACAAAAUUUACAAUCUCUUAUUAAAUCCUAAGAAUUAUAUAUACUUGGCUUACUGUUGGUUUGGUUGAUUGCUAAUUUUAUUUAUUAAAUCGCCAAAAUAAGAAACCAACUAUAAGAGACAGUCCCAUUAGCAUCGUGUCGGAGAUAAAACUUUAUUGAUGGUGCCACACCAUUUUAGGCCGCUAUAAGACUUUCUCCGCAAGGACUAAAUUGAUCUUCAUUUUAGCAGAGUACUUGUAGGAGUAUUAAAGUACAUAUCUAUAUUUUCUAGAAUUUUCCUCAACGAUGUAUAGUGUUGUAACUCCAUGUUUAAUGUGUGAUUGCCAUUACUAUAUAACUUGACGACUGUUAACCCAGAUCGAUGUACAAACCUAAUAAAAUAUAUAUACUAUAAAGAUUUCCAAUUAUCAACAGGAACACAUUAUAAAUACAUACAUAUUGAAAGUUAUAAAGAAUAAUAUAACAUGAGGAUGAUUUCGAAAUUCCAAAUAGAGUUCAACGGUCGCACGAUAAUAUAAAAUUAGAAAUGAAAUUAAUUUGUAUGCGUAUCUACUCAUCCUCAGUGUUAGUUCCUAAGUGUUAGUUACUAAACAACCAAUACAAACUAUGUUAUAUUCAGGUAUCAUAUAAGUACUGUUUAAACAUCACAAUCUCACUAGUUGUCUAUUCCAAAGCUUAAGUUUUCUAUGUGUUAUUCCUUUUCUAUUGCUUGAUGCCAAAAAAUUAGGUGCAAAAUUCUAUUAUUCUGUAAUGAUGUAAUACCAUUUCCCUUCUAUUUAGGUUAUACGAGUGACCAUAUAAUCUGCUAGGAAUUUACUGUAACUCAUACCUACCGUAUUUACAGAAUCUCUUAUUUUUACUUCAUUUUAAAUUAUUGUAGAGUAGUAUAUAAUUAAAACAUGUAGUUUAAAAGCCCGAAAAUAAUAUAUAUCUAAUAAGAAAGAUGUACUUCUACUUUUCCCCUACGUGGCCUUGGUCUGGAGCUAUAUUCCUAUUUUUUUUAAGUCAUAAAAUCGCUCCGAGUGUAGAUUCUAAUAAAUCUUUUUCUAUUGGAUCCUCUUGUUGAUGUAAAUUCCUCGCAGUUUUUAUGAUCAUUGUUACUCAUUAUUAAUUAAUUAUAGAAUUAAUGAGUAAAUUCCAUAAUACUAUUACUAUAAGUAAGCUCUCCCUUGCUUGUAGGUGGAUUGUUUUAAAGAAUGUUACCUGGUAUUCUGCAGUUGCAACCUUCUUAUAGUCAAUGAUUUUUAGAAAUAGGUUUACUAAUAAGAAACAAAAAUACCUUGUUUUUAUUAUUUAUUUUGUUUCAAUGGAAAUUAUAUAGGUAUAUUUUUAUUAUUGUAACCUACAUAGUUAUGUUGGCUGUAAUUUAAUAUUGAUGUAAUUAAUAUAUGUAUUUUUAUUUCAAA